Molecule: messenger RNA, 2718 nt
Organism: Cucumis melo (muskmelon)
Lineage: Eukaryota; Viridiplantae; Streptophyta; Magnoliopsida; Cucurbitales; Cucurbitaceae
Product: pentatricopeptide repeat-containing protein At1g74900, mitochondrial
Exons: 3
Coding region: 124-1632 (502 amino acids)
Molecular function (GO): protein binding
Source: RefSeq, a predicted model, not a curated record
UUUAGAAAAACCCUCGAGAGGCUAAACUUGUUUUGUUUGGGCAGAGAGAAAAUAGGAGGGAAAAUCAAGGGGAAGAGGGAAAAAGAUGUUUCAAUCAGCUGCAAACGGAACACUAUUUUCGAUAUGUUUCAAAGAAACAUCAACCGAAGAGUAACCAAGACGAAGACGAAGACUGUUUUUCUCCAUCUUUGCCCACCAAUACAUAGCUUCUUCCUCUCAUAUCGCAACUUCACUGCCCAAUCUACAUCCGCCCUAGACACCGCCGCCGCCGCUGCGGAUAUCGCCACUCUUGUUCUCGAGUCCGACCCCAAAAGCUUGAGGGGAUCCCUCCAUGGAUUACCACUUCAAUUUACCCCUGAACUUGUCGACAAGGUUCUCAAACGCCUAUGGUUCCACGGACCGAAAGCGCUACAAUUCUUCAAACACCUUGAGUACCAUCCAUCUUAUGCCCAUUCUUCAUCUUCCUUCGACCACGCCAUCGACAUUGCAGGUCGUAUGCGUGACUACAAGACCGUAUGGGCUCUAGUAGCUCGAAUGCGAGCUCGCCGGAUUGGACCCAGUUCAAAAACCUUCGCAAUUAUAGCUGAGAGGUUCGUAGGCGCGGGAAAACCAGAUAGAGCGAUCAGGGUUUUCUUGUCGAUGCGGGAGCAUGGGUGUCCUCAGGAUCUGCAUUCGUUUAACACCAUUCUCGACAUUCUCUGUAAGUCAAAACGUGUAGAAAUGGCUUAUAACCAUCUGUUCAAGGUUUUGAGAGGAAAAUUUAAGGCUGACGUUGUUAGUUAUAACAUAAUUGCAAAUGGAUGGUGUUUGAUUAAGCGUACACCCAAAGCGUUGGAGGUUUUGAAGGAGAUGGUGGAAAGAGGUUUAACUCCAACUAUUACUACUUACAAUAUACUUUUAAAAGGGUAUUUUAGAGCUGGUCAGAUUAAGGAAGCUUGGGAAUUCUUUUUGCAAAUGAAAAAGAGGGAAGUUGAAAUUGAUGUUGUUACUUAUACUACUAUGGUUCAUGGGUUUGGUGUUGUGGGUGAAAUAAAAAGGGCUCGAAAGGUUUUCAAUGAAAUGGUUGGUGAAGGGAUUCUUCCUUCAACAGCAACUUACAAUGCUAUGAUACAGGUUCUGUGUAAGAAAGAUAGUGUGGAGAAUGCAGUAUUGAUGUUUGAGGAGAUGAUAAAGAAGGGUUAUGUGCCGAAUUUGACCACUUAUAACGUGGUUAUAAGAGGAUUGUUUCAUGCAGGGAAUAUGGAUAGGGCUAUGGAGUUUAUUGAGAGAAUGAAAACUGAUGGGUGUGAACCAAAUGUUCAGACAUAUAACGUUGCCAUUCGAUACUUUUGUGAUGCUGGUGACGUUGAAAAGGGGUUGAGUAUGUUUGAGAAGAUGGGGCAGGGGAGUUUACCAAAUUUGGAUACGUAUAAUAUUUUGAUUAGUGCAAUGUUUGUGAGGAAGAAGUCUGAAGAUUUAGUGGUUGCUGGGAAGCUGUUGCUUGAGAUGAUUGAUAGAGGAUUCAUUCCUAGGAAGUUCACUUUCAAUCGGGUUCUCAACGGGCUUUUGCUGACGGGUAAUCAAGCUUUUGCAAAGGAGAUUUUGAGACAGCAGAGCAAAUGUGGCCGUCUUCCUCGCCAAUUUAAGUUAUGAAGCUGGCAUCGAUUAUAAAUGAUGUAAGUUUCAGUGCCUUCAUUUGACCUUGUUGUGAAGCUGGCACUUCAGAACCAGUUCCAUUCUACCUGAAGACGACAAACAAGAUUCUGAACUAUAUUUAUGGAUCCGGAAGUGUUUGAAUCGUUUAUGGAUGGACAAGUUAAUUAGUCUCCUUGAUCCCCUGGUUAAGAGAUAGAAUGAAGCUGAUAUCUUGAAGCUUCCAUCACGACCAUUUGGUAACCAUUAGUUUUUUGUUUUUGAAAAUCAAGUCUACUUUUCUUUUUUAGUUUAUUCUAUGGUUUGCAAAUUUUUCUGGCAAAAGAGUUAAAUUCUUAGCCAAAUUAAAAAACAAAAAACAAAAAACAAAAUUUUAAAGUUUAAAAAACUGACUUGAUUUUUGAAAGCAUCGGUAAUAAGAAGAUUACGUUGCUAAUCAUUUAGAGGUGAUAUUAGUGUUUGUGGACUUAAUUUUCAAAAACUAAAAAUAAAAAACCAAAUGGUUACCAAAAAGGCUCAACAAUGCAUUUUUCCUUUUAGAGAUUUCAGGUGCAGAGUACAAAGCAGCAGAUAUCAGUGGUCACUUGAGUUCAUUUGUUUCAAGUUUGCUUGCUAGUUGCUAGAUCAUAUCAGGAUAUCCAUACUGAUAAUGUUGGAAACUUUCAGAAGCAGAACAGUCGAAUGCCAGUCUUCACAUUAAACAUCCUCCACAUUGACUCUUGCCUAUAAAUAAAAAAGAGCAUCCAUGUAGACAUACUUUGUCACAUCUCCCAUUGUCAGAAAUUUGAUGGCAGAGUUCUUAUUGCCAUCCGUAAGCUCAAUGCCGCCAAAUUUAUACAGGAAUACAACACCAUUGACUUGACAAGGCUAGGUUGUAUUCUGGUUUUGUAAGUGUUAAAAAAAGUGUAAGCCCUUAGAAAUUCAAUACAAACCACCCCAAUUAUAAUAUCCAAGGCUAUUGCUCUGUUGAUGGUUUGGAGUGGGCAAUCAGUGUAGAGUUCUACUGAUUCUGUUUGGGUUUGUGGCUGUAACUUAGUCCUUUGAUAUUGUAUUUACUAUAAAUCUAAAGCUGCCUGGUUUCUAAUU